Funneliformis geosporum is the source of this 2085-nucleotide messenger RNA. The record is from the annotation of a GenBank genome assembly. Lineage: Eukaryota; Fungi; Glomeromycota; Glomeromycetes; Glomerales; Glomeraceae.
AUGUCACAAAGUAAUGAUAUACUAGAAGCCGUUUCACAAGCAUCCGAGUGUACGACGAAUUAUAUAGCAUAUGCUAGGGAAUCUACGAUUGAACCCGAGGUUACGAAAUUAUACCUUGACAAUUUAAAUUCAAUUAAAGAGGCGGUUAAACCUUACCUACCCCUAUUCAUCAACGUAUCCUCAAUUAUACAAGAUAUCGUCAACAGUUACGAAAAUGCUCAAAUUAAUAAGAAGAUAUGUCUAGCUUUGAUUAAUCGUGCGGAAUCCAUCGGUUUAAUCGUUAAACAACUUGAAAGAAGCAAAUCCAAUAAUUUAGAAAAAUUUCUUAGCAAGAAAUUUUAUCAAUCGUUCCUUCGACUUUUUAACACAUUGAAACGUAUGGAUAAAUUUAUUCAAGAUGUCACUUUAUUAUCGAAUAUUAGAAAGUUAACUGAGGUUUAUAGUAUCAAAAAGCAAUUUCGUGAGAUUAUCGAGGAUUUUGAUCAUGUCAUAGAAGAAUUGGAUUUUUUACACGUGAUAUUCAACUCCGACGAACAACGUCAAGAGGAUUUAAAGGUUUUUAGGUUAGAAUUUAAUAACGUAAUGAAAUUUUUCGAGAAUAUCAACAGUGGAGUAGCAACUAUAAUAACACAAAACAAUCAUAUAAAUUAUCAAGUAAACACCACAAUCUUGGAACUCAUACUAUUAAAAUCCAAAGUACAUAAACAAAAUACGAAUUUUGAUGACAAAUGGAAACCAAAGUUAAUAACGAGUGAUGAGCUUCAAGACCCUCCCAGUGAUGAUAAGCAACCGACGGGAAAAUAUUUAAAGAAAAUAUUUAGGCGAGAAAAGAAAGUUUCAUUAAUUCCGGCGGAUUCAAUUCCAUAUGUUACGGUUGAUUAUCAAAAAAAUAUUAUUAUGGAUUAUAUUAAAAUGAAAUUAGGAAAUGAAUGCAAGCACAUUCAUCAAUUUUAUGGAAUGGCGAAAUUAAAUCAAAAUUUUUAUACGGUUUAUGAAUGGACCGAGUUGGGAAAAUUAUCAGAGGUCUAUGAGAAGUAUGAACUUGAUUGGUCCACAAAAUUGAGGAUUGCUUCGGACAUAUUAUCUGGGUUGAUUUUUUUGAAUUGUUGUGAUAUCAUCCAUAAGAGCAUUAGAUGUGAUAAUAUUUUAAUGACUGAAAAUAUGAAACCAAAGAUCACAAACAUCAAUUUAUCUAUUAAUAAAAAUACUUCCAUCAAUAAUAACAAUGCUUAUGCAAAUUGGUUAAAGGAUGUGUAUUACCUAGCUCCUGAAAUAAUAGACAUCCAAAGUUAUUCAAGGAGGUAUACAAGCAAAUCUCAAAUAUUUAGUAUUGGAAUGCUUCUAUGGGAGCUUGCAUUUCAAAGGAUACCAUACAAAGAUUGGCAAAUUGCAACAGUGCAAAAUCAUGUGUUAAGUGGCAAGAGGGAGGAAAUUAACCUUGGUGUGGAUCAAUCUGUUAUUCAACAAGGUUUUAUAAAUCUAAUUGAAGCUGCAUGGCAGCAAGAUCCAGAUGAUAGACCAGAUAUCAUCACAUUUUUUGAUAUGUUGUAUGCUUUAUAUAGCAAUUAUUAUAUGGGAGAAAAUAAUUCAUUACAGAAGAGGCCAAGUUCUAUGAUUACUCCAUUAUCCGAUGGAAUUAAUGCACAUAAAAAAGGAGAUAAGGAAUUGGCAUGGAAAUGUUUUGAAGCAAAUGCACAAUUAGGCAAUAUAUCGGCGAUAUAUUGGCAAGGUUAUUAUUUAUGGGAAGGGUAUUAUACUUCGGCUGAUCAUGUACGCGCUAUAAACUGUUAUAAAGAAGCCGCAAAGAACGGUCAUGCUGAUGCGCAAUUAAGGUAUGCCUUUAGUGCUAUUAACAGAGAGAGGAUGAACCUUAAAGGUUUUUUGAAAUUUUUGAAGAUGUCUGCAAAUGAAGGUAACGCUUUGGCUUUAUUUAAUUUGGGUGAUGUUUAUUUGCAUGGAAAGUUCGGUGUGGAAAAAGAUGAGGAACUUGGUACCAAAUAUUUGAAAGUUGCUGCCGUUUUAAAACAACCCAAAGCUAUUGAAAUUUUAAAAAGUCUUAAUGUUACCGACACUUUUUAUUUAUAA